GAAUUCGUCCCCGCGCCCGAGGGCGGGAAACUACAACUCCCGGCAUGCCCCGGGCGCCCCCGGCGCGCCCCCCCUCCCGUCAGUUCCAUGCUGCUCCAUCCAGUUCAUUUAAAACAAAAGAGUUUGAGCGCUGGAAGGGGCUGGGCUCUAUUGGGGGCCACUGAGCGACGCUCCGGGACUGGGGCUCGGUGCGGGAGCCUAAGGGGGCGUCUGCUCGGCGGAGGGUAGAGACUCCGGGUCCGAGGCGGAGGGGUGGGGGCCAGGGCCCGCAGCCCCCCACCCCACCCCGUCACCCCGGAGCGAGAGGAGAUCUGCUUUCUUGGUUUUGCUUCUUUUCCCCCCACCCCCACCCGGGGGCUGGGGCGAGGGGAGUCAGGUUACAGGGUGCUUGGGGAGGGGGGCUUAGGGGUGGGUCUAUCUUUCUAUCUCGCUUUCUUCCCCCCUCCCCAGCUCUUUGUUCCCCCUCCCCACACACCCCCUCCUCUCCUCUCCCCUCCCCUCCUCUCUCCUCUUCUCCCUUCCACCACCUCUCUCUCCCUCUCUCUCUCCCCCAGCUUUUGUUUCGCCAUGCCUAGUCUAGUGGUAUCUGGAAUAAUGGAAAGAAAUGGGGGCUUUGGAGAACUAGGAUGUUUCGGGGGAAGCGCUAAGGACCGAGGGCUGCUGGAAGACGAGCGCGCCCUUCAGCUGGCUCUCGAUCAACUCUGCCUCCUGGGUUUGGGGGAGCCCCCCGCCCCCACGGCGGGCGAAGACGGGGGAGGUGGGGGGGGCGGCGCCCCCGCGCAGCCGGCCGCCCCCCCGCAGCCGGCCCCGCCGCCGCCGCCCGCGGCGGCCCCGGCCGCCCCGAGCGCGGCCCCCGCGGCGCAGACGCCCCAGCCCCCCACCGCCCCCAAAGGGGCGAACGACGCCAAGCUCUGCGCGCUCUACAAAGAGGCCGAGCUGCGCCUGAAGGGCAGCAGCAACACCACGGAGUGCGUUCCCGUGCCCACCUCCGAGCACGUGGCCGAGAUCGUGGGCAGGCAAGGCUGCAAGAUUAAGGCUCUGAGAGCCAAGACUAACACCUACAUCAAGACACCUGUGCGAGGUGAGGAGCCGGUGUUCAUGGUGACCGGGAGGCGGGAAGAUGUCGCCACAGCCCGGCGGGAAAUCAUCUCAGCAGCUGAGCACUUCUCCAUGAUAAGAGCCUCACGCAACAAGUCUGGUGCUGCCUUUGGUGUGGCCCCUGCUCUGCCGGGCCAGGUGACCAUCCGUGUGCGAGUGCCCUACCGCGUGGUGGGACUGGUGGUGGGCCCCAAGGGAGCGACCAUCAAACGCAUCCAGCAGCAGACCAACACAUACAUCAUCACCCCCAGCCGGGACCGCGACCCGGUGUUUGAGAUCACUGGCGCCCCGGGCAACGUGGAGCGUGCGCGGGAAGAGAUCGAGACGCACAUCGCAGUGCGCACCGGCAAGAUCCUCGAAUAUAACAGCGACGGCGACUUCCUGGCUGGCAGCCCCGACGCUGCGCUGGACAGUCGCUACUCAGAUGCCUGGCGGGUGCAUGCUCCGGGCUGCAAACCGCUCUCCACCUUCCGGCAGAACAGCCUGGGCUGCAUCGGCGAGUGCGGCGUGGACUCGGCCUUCGAGGCCCCGCGCCUAGGCGAGCAGGGCGGGGACUUCGGCUACGGCGGGUAUUUGUUUCCGGGCUACGGCGUGGGCAAGCAGGACGUGUACUACGGCGUGGCGGAGACAAGCCCCCCGCUGUGGGCGGGCCAGGAGAACACCACGCCCACCUCGGUGCUGUUUUCUGCCUCUUCCUCAUCUACAGCCAAGGCUCGCGCAGGGCCGCCAGGGGCACACCGCUCUCCAGCCACCUCAACCGGGCAGGAGCAGCUGGCCGGGCUCCCUCGGCGGUCACCUGGAGAGCCACUGCAGGGCUUCUCUAAACUGGGGGCGGGAGGGCUGCGGAGCCCAGGCAGCGGGCGGGACUGCAUGGUGUGCUUUGAGAGCGAAGUGACCGCAGCCCUGGUCCCCUGUGGACACAACCUUUUCUGCAUGGAGUGUGCAGUACGCAUCUGCGAGAGGACGGACCCAGAGUGUCCUGUCUGCCACAUCACCGCCACACAAGCCAUCCGAAUAUUUUCCUAAGCAUCUUGUCCCUGGUCUCCUGGGCCCGCUGUCCAGGGUGCCACCCUGGACCUUUAGGGCCUUUUGGAAAAUCAGUGACUACAGGGCAAGGUGCUUAGAAAUAUUCACUCGCUGGGGUGGGGAAGGGAGGCACGCGUGGCUGUGGGGGAAGCCACUUUCAGAACCUCUGGUUACCCUUUGGGAGGGGACCAGACCAUAAGUUUUACUAGAGUUACAACUCUGAUACCUCAACACACCCUUAAAUCUGGAAGCAGCUAAGAGCUUUUGUUUAGCCUAAAGCCACCACCAGGAUGUCCUGGUGUUUCCCUUCUCCCAUCCUGCGUCACCUUGCUCCUUCCCCAGGAGGGGGAGAGAACACAGGAGUGGAAACCGCCGUCUGUAACUAGAGGUGCUCUUAGUGGCUCCCAGCCCCUCUGGUCCUGACCUCCCACCUCCUAACAAGACUCUUUACCCCCUCCCCACUCAUACCCUGCGUUCCCAACAGUAUAGGAAGGUGGGGGCCUACCGAAGAUCUAGGCAGAUGUCCUGGGGUGGGGGAGAUGUCAAUCAGUAAAGGGCUCACGUGUUUUACAAAGCUGGGCUAGAGAGAUCCAGAAAGAGGGCUUCUCUUUCCCCUCCAGCUUUUUGCUUGUUUUUUUUUUCCCCAGCUUCUUCCUGUAUUUCCCCAGUCCCCCGCCCCUCUCAUCUUUAUUCCUCCCCCUUCUGCACCUUCUAGCCCAGCUUUGGGGAUACCAUCCUCCUGGGGAGAAGUCUGGAGAACGUGUUGAUAUUGCCCCUGGCUCCUCUUCAUGUACUGGACAGCCCUACCCCCUACUCCUCCAAAGAAGCAGCUCUAAUUCUUGAUGGAGUGCAGCCGUAGACCCGGUGACAGUUCGAGAGGGGACAGCAACAGCGGGGCACAUGAUGGAAGCUAAUAGUGGGGUAUUUAAAAGGUUGAAGCCCCACCUUUGUCAUCUAUGGGCGUUACACCUAGGGAGCAUUUCUUCUGGGUCUUCUAGCCAAGGGAAGGGAAAAUAGGAAAGGUCCUGGGACAGGAGAGAUGUGGCUGGAAGGGCUCCCCUCCCCCUCACCUGCAGUGGCCUACCCCCUGACCUCUCUGCAACCUAGCUGAACAAUUAUUGAUUCCUUAUUAGCUACAAAUCAUGAAGUCUCUGUCUUACUCACCGGCUGAUGAGAGGCCAGAUCUUUGGUGAGGGGGAAGCAGGAUUGAAGUGCAGCAGUGCCCAUUACGAGAAUCAGGCGUUGUGAUAGGCCCCUUUGCUGCUUCCAUUGCUCACUCCUGUCUGUCGGCAGCCUCCUACCCUCUUGGUUCCGCUGGCCGGGCCAAGAGAGGAUGGGGAUGGGGAGGCCCAGAAGAUGCUUGUUUGUAUAUAGUCGGGUGGGACUACUUUGAGCUCCUCUAGCUCAGAAGUCCCAUUCUUCCUGGAUGGAGACAGGAUGUGGGACAGGGCACAGAGGAAGACCCCUCUCUCCUUGGCCUGUUGUGAAUUAACUUGUCUCUCCUCAGCCUUCCCCUCCCGACCACCAGCCUGGGAGAGGAGACGAAGGAGGUCACAGCCCAGAAAACUGGCCUGUGGCAGCUUCCCUCCUUUCCACCAAUGUGAGCCAUCUUGAGAUGUCUGUACAAUAGAAACCAAAUCAGUGGGCACCCUGGGUUGCCCAGGGGCAGGGGACGGGAGGGGGUGGGAAGAAGGGGUGUCUGUCUGUCGAUCCCCUCCCCCUCUCCACUCCUUACCCACAAAGGCAAAAGACUGUUACACUAGGGGCUCCGCAGAUUCAAUCCCACCCUUGCUGAGUGAGCCUUUCCUAGAAACGCAAAAGUGAGCGACAGAAGAGACAGCGACAAGGGCGUGAGAUGGGUGAGCAACAGAGGAGAGGAAACAAAAUAGCAAAAAAGAAAAAAAAGCAGUUCUUUAUAAUUUAAUAUUCUAUUUUAAUAAAGGCAUUUAUUACCGUAUAAAUGUAGCAAAGAACCUGGGCUAAUAUGAAAAAAAGACUUUUUAUUAGGUAAUUUAUUAUAUGAAAAGGAUAUUUUAUUUUAUGAUAAAGUGAUCCUUAAAAAAAACUUUAGAAGGUUUAGAAUAUAUGUAGGGAGAGAAGAAAAAGUACAUUUGUAUUCAGAGUUAAAUCUUAAAAAAGUUUUUAAUAUAUGUUCGGGUUUAUGUUCUUUUUCCCCCCCACUUUUUUUUGGGGAGAAAUGUCAUUUGCUUUUCUUGGGGGAGCAUCCUGGGAUGGAUGAAUGGAGAGGGGAUGGGGGAGUUGGUCUCUUCUGGGGCCCCUACCAGUAGAUUGGAUUUCAUUCCCUGGGCUCCCCUCCCCUUCCCCCUCAGGGGAGCCGGCAGAGCCAAACAAAGAAAGGGAUUAACCAGAAAGGAAGAAGCUUUGGGACUAAGGACUGAGGGUCCUGGGGUGUCCCCUCCUUCCCCUACCCUGUGCCAGGGGCAAGUAAGGAGGGAAAGCCAGAACUGAGGCCUAGCAGGCCUAUGGAAACCCUCAGAGGUGUGAGAUUUAAGAGAAAUAGAUUUUUUUAACCAAAAAGAAAAAAAAAUGAGAAGAGAAAGAAAAAGGAAAAACCGAGGGGUUUAAAAGAAGAGAAUACUACAAAAUAAUUCAAAUUUAUUUCAUAUAAUCCUAGAGAAAGAAAGAAAGAAUUACUAGUUACUUAGUAGAUGAUACUCAGAUAGCUUAAAGUUUAGUAGCAUUGUGGGCCCCUGAGCCCGGUAGAAUGUAUAAAAGUAUGGGAAGGGAAUAGAGGCCAGUCUCUGAGCUGCCCUGCCCCGUCGACAGGGCCAGAGCAGUCUGCCAGCUACGAUUGGGAGCUUCCAGUCUGCUGGGGUCGAUUCUGAGAAUCCUUAGGUUCUAAGUGUGAGACCAGCACACAAGGGGCUCUGUCCCAGGGUCUUUGCCAGGGUCCACACUGGUCAUCUUAAGCCGGGUGGGACUGGGCCCAGAGCCUGGCCAUCUGCUGGGAAGCCCCUACUCCUGAUGCCCAACCCCCACCCAAGGCAGCUUCUCCCAGGCCACAGAGGAAGUCCUUGAAGUCACCUCAGUCCCUCUUGCUACAGGUUGGUUCAACAGUGAACAUGCCAGUGCUCGUCAGCUCGAAUUGUCCAGUGCCCAUGUUGCAGGGAGAGCGGCAAUUCGAUCCAGUGCUGCUCUCCUUCGCAUGUGUAGUGGGUUUUUGUUUUUAUUUUUUGACACAGGGUCUCUAGCUCAGUCUGGCCUUAAACAAGCAGCCAUCUUCUUGCUGCCUCCAACUGCUGGGACUACAAGGCGUGAACCAUCAUUUGGCUUUGUGGAGUCCCAGAGGAAGUUGCAUCCCAAGAAAUACUUCUACUCAGGAAGUAGAGUGCAAAUAUUGGCCUGGGAGAACCUACCCCACCAAGUACAGAGGUAAAAGUGUGCAGGGAGCUUUGGUGACCCCAUUGCAGCCCUUGUGUCCCAGUCCCCUCUGUCUGUUCAUAUAGGGAUCACCCACUUGGCCACAUCACUUUCCCUGAAGACAGCUGGAAGCCUGGCUUUUGCAUGUGAGAAAUGGGCAUUUUUAAGCACUUGCCUUGCAUCAGCCCUCACUGGCAAUCCAAGGAUGGGGAGAGGCCUCUUGGCUAUAGCUUACACAGUCCAGCAGUGAUUGACAUGCCACUUCUUGACCCUAGAGCCCAAACAUCCCCUCCCCAAUUUGCUCUUCUCACCCCAUCUAGAGACUAGAGGUCCCCUGCCCUAUUUUGCCCUAGGACCCUCAAUAGUUUGAGAUGGUAGCAUCCGGAAAAGGGAGAAUUUCCCCUUGCCUGUCUGAGGGUGACUGUUUGAGGGGCCGAGUGGGCGGGUGGAGACAGCCCUGGGGCGGGGCAGGGAAGAUGGUCUCUCCACUGUAGAAAGUAGAGUAGGAUCGUGGUCAGACUUCAUUUGAGGCAUCUAGUGACUCGUACAAAUCACCAAGGAAGAUUUUUCAAAUGCAAAAUAAAGGUGGGAAAUAAAUAGACCCAUGAAUAAUCAAGUCAAAGUGAUGUUGCACACAAUGCAGAGAAACCAAGAAGGGGGAGGGUUAAUGUAUUAAAUGUGCUAUUGAGAAGUUAAUUUUAUUAAAAGUAUUAUUACUUAA
Mesocricetus auratus (golden hamster) is the source of this 6226-nucleotide messenger RNA. It is a transcript of the gene Mex3a, whose product is annotated as mex-3 RNA binding family member A. The record is from RefSeq and is a predicted model, not a curated record. Gene Ontology annotation, molecular function: RNA binding. NCBI's taxonomy places the organism in Eukaryota, Metazoa, Chordata, Mammalia, Rodentia, Cricetidae.